Messenger RNA from Alternaria arborescens, 1164 nucleotides. Its product is annotated as GPN-loop GTPase 2. Gene Ontology annotation, cellular component: cytoplasm. Gene Ontology annotation, molecular function: GTPase activity. Bases 1 to 1164 code for a protein of 387 amino acids. Lineage: Eukaryota; Fungi; Ascomycota; Dothideomycetes; Pleosporales; Pleosporaceae. The transcript is spliced from 3 exons. The record is from RefSeq and is a predicted model, not a curated record.
AUGCCCUUCGCACAACUCGUCAUCGGGCCGCCGGGCUCUGGAAAGUCGACUUACUGCGAUGGAAUGCAACAGUUCAUGGGCGCAAUCGAGCGCAAGUGUUCCGUCGUCAACCUCGACCCCGCGAACGACCACACCUCAUACCAGCCUGCUCUAGACGUCCGAGACCUGGUCACAAUAGACGAGAUCAUGGAGCAGGAGACUCUGGGCCCAAACGGAGGGGUCUUGUUUGCGCUCGAGGAACUGGAGCACAACUUCGACUGGCUAGAAGAGGGCUUGAAGGAACUUGGAGACGACUAUGUCCUCUUCGACUGCCCCGGCCAGGUCGAACUCUUCACGCACCACGGCUCGCUGCGCAACAUCUUCUUCCGCCUACAAAAACUUGGGUAUCGACUCGUCGUCGUACACCUGACCGACUCCAUCAUUCUCUCGCGACCGUCGCUAUACGUUUCCUCUCUCCUACUCGCCCUACGCAGCAUGCUGCAGAUGGACCUGCCCCACUUGAACGUCCUCACAAAGAUCGACAACCUCCGAAACUACCCAAACCUGCCUUUCAACCUCGACUUUUACACUGAAGUCCAGGAUCUACAAUACCUCCUGCCGCACCUCAACCGCGAACAGACAUCUGGCAUUCCAGGCCCUACAACAGCUGGCACGAACGACGUAGACCCAGACGACGACGAGCCAACAUCAAAGUUCUCCGCGCUCAACAAGGCGAUCGUGGAGCUCGUUGAGGACUUUGCGCUGGUAGGGUUCGAGACACUGGCUGUAGAAGACAAGAAAAGCAUGAUGACGCUGCUGCGGGCUAUCGAUCGUGCAGGCGGCUUUGCGAUGGGCGGCAUAGAAGGCGCAAACGACACAGUGUGGCAGAUGGCUAUGCGCGAGAACGGGGCGACUAUGGACGCCCGCGAUGUGCAGGAGAGGUGGCUGGAUAGGCGGGACGAGCUAGAUGAAGAAGAGAGGAAGGCAUGGGAGGACGAGACCAAAGACAUGCGCGAUCCACCACCGCAGAACGCUCCUCAAGUAAUCCCCACAUCGAAGCCUCCAUCGAAACCUCCAGCAAAGCCCAAAAGCCACGACAGCGAUGACGACAUGGACGACCUGGAGGAGAUGCGACAGUUCAUGGAGAAGAAGAAUGACACCGGCAUCAAUGUUGUCAGAAAGUGA